This is a messenger RNA of Pocillopora verrucosa, 1755 nucleotides long. Lineage: Eukaryota; Metazoa; Cnidaria; Anthozoa; Scleractinia; Pocilloporidae. The record is from RefSeq and is a predicted model, not a curated record.
AUGUCAUGUGAUGGACCAAAAGGGUCCGUUACGAUUACAACCAAACCGCGCAAUCCAACAGACGUUGUGGAAGGAUUGAACAGUGGAAGAGUUCUACUUGUUUGGAAAUUCACUCUUGAUUCUAGCGAAAAUUUGCAGAAAAUUACCAUCGGAAGAAGGAGACCCGAUGGAAAUCAAGUAACAACAAUAGCUACGAGACCGGACGCUAAUUCCUCUCUCAGUGUAGAUGGUAAAUUUAGAGUAUUCUACAUUGCAAAAUCUCCGGCAACCCUAGUCUUAAAAAACGUGAGAAGAACAGAUGAUUACGUAUACUGUCUUGAGAUAUUUUAUUCUGAUGGUAUUGGCAACGGUCGGACGAAAACAGACGUUCGUGUUCGCGUGUUUGCCCCUCCAAGUAUUACCAACGCGCCUAUCGAGAGGGUACAUAUAGAGGCUGGAAAAGAUUUAACGCUAACAUGUAAUGCCUCCGGUGAUCCCCAACCAAAUAUCACCUGGACCAAAGAUGGCGUCCCAAUGAGCUUCUCUAGUGACGCCUUUCAUCAGUUUCGUCUUACUGACUUACAGAGCGAGGAUUCAGGAUCGUACAAAUGUACAGCCAGUAACGGAUACGGCAGUGAUGCAACAACUGUUAGCAGAGUCGACGUAAAACUACCGCCGAGAAUAAUCCUUCCUUCAGUUAGAGAGGCAGAGAUCAAAAUUGGAGAUGAUUUCGUCUUGGUAUGCUACGCAUCUGGUGACCCAACACCCAACAUCACUUGGACUAGAGAGGGUUUCUCAGCGAUUGAAUCUAUUGGUACCGACAACUUUCUGCGACUUGUUAAUGUGAGCAGAAUGAGUGCAGGAUUAUACAAGUGUACAGCUGGUAAUGGAUAUGGAAACAAUGCUACCAGUCUCACCAUAGUCAGCAUUAUAUGUGGUGAAAAAUGUGAGCCUCGCAAAGUUGGACUAACGCUCACAAAUGAAACGUGGACGCAGUCUUUAUUAAACCGGGAUUCUAUUGAGUUCAAGACCUUGGAAUAUAACAUUUUGUCCGCAAUCUGGAAUGUUUACGCGCAACAGUCUGGAAAGGAGCUUUACAAGGUGACAGUUGUGGAAUUUAGGCCUGGUAGUGUCGUUGCCAUUGUUAGGCUUAUGUUUGGAAAAGGGGCGAUUGAUCCUUUGAAACCAAUCCAAGAUGAAAUUUCGGAUGGAAGAUUGUCUUCUCUAAAAGUCAAUGCUGUAUUGGAUGUGAAUCCAAAGGAUCCAGCUACAACAACAAAAAAUCAGACGGAAACUUCGAAAGCAGGUUUCGAUUGGCUCAAGGAGGGAACCAUUCUUCAUGUUGUGUAUUCAAGUGUCAUUUUUGUCCUUUUGGUGAUUUUCUUUGUGGUCGUUAUCUUGCUAUGGAGGAGGCGUAAUAAUCCAGGUCCUUCGACUGAAAAUGCGAGUUGCCGUUAUCAUCGCAAAAAUGCUACGGAUAAUCAGGAUCAAGGGAACCCAGUUCAAGCCAGUGAAGCAUACGUGAAUAUCUCCGAACGUCUGAUUUUGAGCGAAGAGGAAACGGUAGUUAUUCAAUCGUCGCCAUCAAGUAACGCAGUACCGAGCAGAAGACAUCAAAUGGACUCUGAGUAUAUGUCCAUUAAGGGAAUAACAACAAAGUUCAAGAAAUGGGAAGUAAAACGGGAAAAUGUUCAAAUCUCGAGAGUUAUUGGAAAGGGUGCUUUCUGUCAGGUUGCUAAGGCAACUGUAUCAGAUAUUAAUGGAAUAAGGGAGUAA